Messenger RNA from Xenopus tropicalis (tropical clawed frog), 2201 nucleotides. It is a transcript of the gene cxcr4, whose product is annotated as C-X-C motif chemokine receptor 4. The transcript is spliced from 2 exons. The record is from RefSeq and is marked provisional. Bases 67 to 1143 code for a protein of 358 amino acids. Gene Ontology annotation, molecular function: G protein-coupled receptor activity; chemokine receptor activity; cytokine binding. Gene Ontology annotation, biological process: cell migration; chemotaxis; G protein-coupled receptor signaling pathway. NCBI's taxonomy places the organism in Eukaryota, Metazoa, Chordata, Amphibia, Anura, Pipidae. Gene Ontology annotation, cellular component: cytoplasm; nucleus; membrane.
UGCAGUGGGACCUUCUUAUCUGCAGCCCUGGAGCAGCAACUGGACAUUAUCGGAUCUAUUGCCGGCAUGGACGGGUUUUCCGGUGGCAUCGAUAUCAAUAUAUUUGACAGCAACUCCACGGAGAAUGGUUCCGGGGACUUUGAGGAUUUCAGUGAGCCGUGCUUCAUGCACGACAACAGCGACUUUAACCGGAUCUUCUUGCCCACGAUCUACUCCUUCAUUUUCCUGCUGGGCAUCAUCGGGAAUGGACUGGUGGUGGUGGUCAUGGGCUAUCAAAAGAAAUCCAGGACCAUGACGGACAAAUACCGGCUGCACCUUUCGGUGGCCGACCUGCUUUUUGUGUUCACCCUGCCCUUCUGGUCUGUGGAUGCUGCCAUUGGAUGGUACUUUAAGGAGUUCCUCUGCAAGGCGGUCCAUGUCAUUUAUACUGUCAACCUGUACAGCAGCGUUCUGAUUCUGGCGUUCAUCAGCCUCGACCGCUACUUGGCGAUUGUCCAUGCCACCAACAGCCAAGGCUCGAGGAAGAUGCUGGCCGACAAAGUGGUGUACGCCGGCGUGUGGCUUCCAGCCCUUCUGCUGACGGUGCCCGACUUGGUGUUUGCUCGGGUCAGCGAUGAAAAUGGGCAGUUCGUGUGCGACCGCAUUUACCCCAUCGACAACCGGGAGACUUGGACUGUUGGGUUUAGGUUCCUGCACAUCACGGUUGGACUUAUCUUGCCUGGUCUGAUCAUUCUGAUCUGUUACUGUGUCAUCAUAUCAAAGCUUUCCCACUCCAAGGGCCACCAGAAGCGCAAAGCCUUAAAGACCACCGUCAUCCUCAUCUUGGCCUUCUUCGCCUGUUGGCUUCCUUACUAUGUCUGCCUCACUACCGACACAUUCAUGUUGCUUGGGCUGUUGAAGGCCGACUGUAUUUGGGAGAACACCCUACACAAAGCCAUAUCCAUCACGGAGGCCUUGGCCUUCUUCCACUGCUGCCUCAACCCCAUCCUCUACGCCUUCCUUGGGGCCAAAUUCAAGACCUCCGCUCAGAAUGCCUUCACAUCGGUCAGCAGGGGCUCAAGCUUAAAAAUAUUGUCCAAAAAGCGAGCCGGACUUUCUUCUGUCUCAACAGAAUCCGAAUCCUCCAGUUUCCACUCCAGCUAACAGUGCUCGGGGGCCUAUGGACAGAUUUUAUAUGAAGCUAAAGACUGAUCUCCAUGUAUAUAGUUCAUUUGCCAUAUGGAUUUAUAUUGACUUAUCUUUAAUGACUAUGACACUUCCUUGCCUUAUUUAUAUGAACCCCCCCCCCCCCAUUUAUGUGCGUGUGUCUUUAAAGUAGGCGGGCCCUGUGAACUAUUGAUUGGUUCAUGAUAAAUUUGUUAUCCUUUUAUAUGAAUUCCAAAGUCAAACUACCCAACAUUCAGAUUCACCCACCGUCGCAGUGUUAGCCAAUGAGAACAAUGAAUUCAUUUUUUUUUUUGUUAUUCGCAGACCAAUGAAAUCAGAGCAUUUCAUUGAUGAUUUCCCAGUGUGUUUUUAAGUAAAUACUGCAAUGCUUUUGUAGAUACGAGUUGAGGUUUCUGCUUGUAGUUUAGGAAACCAGUGGUGAAGCUGUAGGUGUUUCAGAUAACUAGAAAGUUGGUUAUUUUAAACUGGUAGUAGCGUCUGAGUGGGUGUAGGGGGCGAUUGGAAGAUCACUGGGCUGUUAACCAUUGCAGUUCACAUUAUCCCCUGUGGGUGGUGCUUCACAUAAGCCAAAGCUUGUUAAACUAAGUUGCGAUUAAAAAAGCGGAGAGGCAAAUGAGAAUGAUAAUUGCUGGCUUUGAUGAACUUAGAUAUGCACCAAUCACAGCCAAUUCCUAAUUCGAGCUUUUCAGCUUCAAAUGAUGACAAACGUGGGUACCUUAAUUACUUUGUACCCGUGAAGGCACUUAAAACUACAUAAUCAUUUUGUGCUGUGACAUCCGCAGAUCUCUAAUCUGUAGCACUGCACCUAUUAAAUGACUAUAUGGCAUCUUCUGGGCAUGCUGGGAUUUGUAGUCCAGUAGUGGCUGCAGUGCAACAGCUUAGCUAUCACUGACUGCCCCAUACAGGUCCAACAGCCCUUCCAGGCUUCUACGUCUUACCGUUCCCCCCCCCCCCCCCCAUAAGCCACGUUAGAGGAGACACUUUAAUUAAUGUUGUAUAUUUUGUGUUUGUCAAUAAAACCUGAUUGAAUGAAA